AUGUCUUCCACCACUCAACAACCACGUCUUGACCGUGCCUACUCCACCUCAUCCUCCUCCUCCAGCACAUCCAACGAUGGCUGGCUCGUCCUCAACGGAGAGAGCUCCUCCAGCGUCAGCACCCCCAGCGAAGCCACCGACGCAUACAACCCAUACCUUCAACUUUCCCCCGUCACCCGUCCAACAUUCAGACCCACCGAGAAUGCUGAGGACAGACAAAGAUUGUUCUUAUUGAGAGCACGAGACAACUAG
Messenger RNA from Sclerotinia sclerotiorum 1980 UF-70, 252 nucleotides. RefSeq lists its product with no specific name. The coding region runs from base 1 to 252 and encodes 83 amino acids. Lineage: Eukaryota; Fungi; Ascomycota; Leotiomycetes; Helotiales; Sclerotiniaceae. The transcript is spliced from 2 exons. The record is from RefSeq and is a predicted model, not a curated record.